AUGGUGGCGGCUUCGGUGAUGGCAACGCUUUGGGUGAGGAUGCGGCGCUGCAGCGAAUUUCAAGCUGAUUGCUGCUUGGCCAUUGCAAGUUGCCCACCGUUAGCCUUGAUGAUGCAGAAGUCCGUCUACCUUUGUGAAGAUCAUCAGGACCCGAAGCUACACACGAGCUACAUUCUAUGUGAGUCUGCGAGCUCCUUCGAAUAUUUCUCUGGGUGUUGUGUGACUGGAUCCCUCAUCGCGACCCUGGCGCUGGUGCAAGCUGGUUGCUAUCCAAGUUGUUGUCUCUUCUCCACCGCUGCCCUGUCCAUGGCCACAGUUUGGAUGCUGCGCCAUGCGGAGAAGGUGUUCCGCGGCCAAGGAAUCGCGCGCUUUCACUUCGAGCUCAGUCCCCUGCAUAUCUUGCUCAUCAACUGGGCCAUUGUGAUCAGCGCCUCCAUCGACUUCUGGGCGCGUUUACAUGCCGUCCGCCGGGGGAUCGAACAGAGCAGGCAGAACGCUGAACGCUCCGCGACCUUUCUCAGCAUGCUGGACUCUGGUCCGGGCUCCACCACCCUGCGCCCGCCACGUGCGUCGCCCAUGAACGCGGCACGGGGUCGCGAGCCGAACGUGGAACACAUGCGUGGUGCGAGCCUCGAGUUGGCGCAGUGGAAUGAGCCGUUAAAGACGCCCAAAGCCAGGAGGCGGCUCUCCGUUUGCGCCCUGCGGCACGGCCAGCGCGCGGAUGACCCGGAAGCCUUCGACGAGUGGGGCUGCUCGGAGGACGCGGAGCGGUUUCCUCACGAUCCGCCCUUGACGCCGAAUGGCUUUCAACAGGCUGAGCUUGCGGCCAAAGAGUUGCUGAAGGAAGGCUUAGCCUUUGACGUGGUGAUUACCUCACCCUACCUGCGCUGCAUUCAAACCGCCUUAGUCGUUUGUGAGACCUUCAAGUCCGACCUACUCCUGGACUAUGCGCUGAGCGAGGUCUAUGGGGCGCCGGUCUUCGAGCACCCGCCCAAACAGGAGAGGCCAUGGGAAAGCCUGAUGAGUUGCCUCCAGGCGUCCGACGCGUCCGCAUUCGGUGGUCUCGACCUUUCCCGCAUCAAAGCUGCACGGCUCAUGGGCCAGCGGCCUCAGUGGCCGGAGACCAUGCCCAAGGCACGCAUGAGAUACGCCAAGCGCUUCCUGGAUUACUUGCGUCGUGCGCGGCACACGAACCGGAGCUGCUUGUUGGUGUCGCAUGGCCACAUGGUCCAGGUGUGUGCGUCCCUCUUCCCCGCCAACCAGCAUCGGCAGAUCUCCAAAGUGGACUACUGUGGCGCUGUGGCGGCCACUUGGAACCGCCAGGCCUCCCGCGGGUCCGACGACGUGUCCACGCGACGCCACCGAGCCGGGCGCUCGGCCACGGUGGAUCUGGCGGACUUGGCGCGGAACGACGAGACCGGGGGGCGACUUCAGCAGAACACCAAGUUGAAGUAUUGGAAGGUCUGGAUGCGUGGUUUGUACAGCACCGCAGUGCGCGGUCACGAAGGUGCUGCGCCUUCGAAGGUGCUGCAGGAACUUCAUGAUCUGGAGCACAGCGAGCCCACUGACGUGGAUCGUUUGCUGGGCCUUCGGCCACCAGAGCUCAGCGAGUUUGAGGAUUCGAAUGCCGCCGCGUCCUCCUUUGCAAGGACAAGUGAGAGCAACUUGAGCUUCAGCACCAACACCAAGACGGCUUCCUCCAUGGCCAACUUCCGCAACCCCGCCCGGAACGCGGGUGCGCCGCCAUCCUUUGCGCUGGACCACCACCAAUCCCGCGCGAGCGACGAUGACACGAAGCCGGCGCCCGACACGAAGCAACAGAGGGGCGCGGUCGGCGCCCUCGCUGGCAUGGCGUCCUCGCCCUUGGCGCAGCGCCGGGCGGCCUCGUCGUUGAGCUUCAUGUUGGACCCACCCAAGCCGUUGGCCGCCAGCUUAGCAGAGAGGAGACGUUCGAGGAAAGAGCUCAAGAUCGAUGAGGGCUCAGACUUCGAAGAGAGGGCGAGCAAAAUCCGAGGGCACAAGGGUUUGCAGGGGAUUGCGUUUGUUGCGUGUAGCGCACCCCAUGCAACUUUGACCAAGUGCAUUUCUGGUGCAGCUCCCUCAAUUCAUCUCAACUCCAAGGACUUCCAUAGCGACAGCGUGCUACAUGGGCUCAGCAUUGUCUCGAUCCAUCGCAAGCGAAUUAGAAAGGCUUUGGUGCCCUCAAGUGCUGAGGACUGGCUUUGGUUGUAG
Durusdinium trenchii is the source of this 2232-nucleotide messenger RNA. Lineage: Eukaryota; Dinophyceae; Suessiales; Symbiodiniaceae. The record is from the annotation of a GenBank genome assembly.